AUGUCCAUGUCGACUGGAGUAGAACCGACGAUCGACGUGAAGGUUUUCGUGGACAAGGAGAGGAACAGGGUGCUCUUCGCGGAGUCCGGCAAGGAGUUCGUCGACGUUCUCUUCGGCUUCCUCACGCUGCCCCUCGGCACCGUCGUCCGCCUCCUCGGCGGGCAGUCUCAGGUGGGAUGCCUGGACGAGCUGUACGGGAGCGUCGAGGGGCUCUCCACCGACCUGUUCAGGACCGAGGCAUGCAAGGCGAUGCUGCUCAGGCCCAUCAACGCCGCAGCGAAGCAGUGCUGCCAGUUGAAGGUCAGAGUCGACGACACCAAGCACAGGGAGGUUUACGUCUGCGGUGACACGAGCUGCAGCGUCACUGCUUUCAGCUCCGUCCCCGGCGUCGUCUGCCGUUGCGGAGGCAUGAAGUUCAUCGUCACCGACGAUCUCAGAGUUGCACCGGCCUCAACUUCUCUCAUGCUGACCCUUUUGGACGAGUUUCAAGUGCCAGAUCCAUCCAGUCUUGAGCAGAGGAUUCUCCGGUUCAGUUCUGACAAGAUAAUUGACCUGCUCAGGAGGUCAUUAACGUCGCAGAACCCGUUAACUGAUCACUAUCUUGACGUCGCUGUCGCGCCUGAUGAUUCAGUAGUGGAUAUGCUUCCUGAGUACUUGCAUCCUAAAGAAGAAGAUACUGAGGCUGAGCACUCACUAGUUAAUGCCAGCCUAAGGGUUCUCCAGACAAAGAACAACUCCAAGGUGUUGUACGCCGAAGUUAACGGCGAUUUUGUGGAUCUUCUCCUCGGAUUACUGACCAUACCUCUAGGAUCCAUAGUGAAAAGAUACGGGAAAUCGGCAUCGAAAGGAUGUUUUGACAAUCUUUACACUAGCAUAGAUGGAAGUGCUCAAGGAUGCUUGAGGCCAGAAUGCCAGAACUUGCUAUUGUCCCCAAUGUUGGCGCCCUUCUUUGGCUGUGGCGCUAGCACGAUGCUUCAAGUGCAAGAACUAGCUCCAGAUAAUCAAGAGAUCAAUGCUUGUUUGAAGUGUAUCAAGGAUCGUGGUUUUGCGAAUCUUCCAACUGUCAUGGGAAAUUUUGCAAGCACUCUGCAAGUUGUUAUUGAAGCCAAACUUCAGAGAAAGGACCUUGUAGAGAAAGAAGUCGCCCUUACAAAACCCCAGGUUAUGGAACUACUCAAAGCUGCCCUGGUGACUCGCAGAGCUCUUAGCACCGUGCUUCUGCCCGCCAAGAUCAACAAGAAGCUGCAUUACCACAGCUUCGGUCUAUAUUAG
Molecule: messenger RNA, 1272 nt
Organism: Triticum urartu
Lineage: Eukaryota; Viridiplantae; Streptophyta; Magnoliopsida; Poales; Poaceae
Source: RefSeq, a predicted model, not a curated record